AUGGUUGUUUUUAACGGGAAAAUGUUUUUAAAAAUAAUUGAAGCUGAUAAUUUGCGUGCAACAGAACAUUCAACACGUUAUUUUCUUCAAAAUCCAUCAACAGUUUAUGUUAGUCCAUAUAUAUCAGUUGAUAUUGAUGAUUUACCAUUAGGACGUACACAUACCAAAGAAAAAACAACUACACCAACAUAUAAUGAAGAAUUUUCAAGUGAUGUUUAUAAUGGACAACAAUUACAUUUUACAAUAUUUCAUGAUGCUGCAUUACCACCUGAUGAAUUUGUUGCUAAUUGUACAAUUAAAUUUGAAAAUAUUCAUGAUAAAAAAAGUGAUAUAUGGAUUGAUCUCGAACCAGCUGGAAGAAUUCAUAUAUCUAUUGAAUUACAAGGACAAUUUAGUGAUUCUGUUGGUCAUGAACGACAUUUUAAACGAAAUAAACAAGCUUUUGCUCAACGACGUUUUGCUGUUGUACGUCGUGUUUAUGAAAUAAAUGG
Rotaria sordida is the source of this 491-nucleotide messenger RNA. The record is from the annotation of a GenBank genome assembly. NCBI's taxonomy places the organism in Eukaryota, Metazoa, Rotifera, Eurotatoria, Philodinida, Philodinidae.